Messenger RNA from Python bivittatus (Burmese python), 2409 nucleotides. Lineage: Eukaryota; Metazoa; Chordata; Lepidosauria; Squamata; Pythonidae. The record is from RefSeq and is a predicted model, not a curated record.
GCUGAGUGUGCAGCUGCCGGGAAGAGAGGAGGAGAGACAACCCUUCUGACCAACAACAGAUUAACAUCGGGUUCGUAGGAGACCAUGUCAGAAGGGGACCGACCUAGAAGUGGUCUGAGCAUAGCCAGCAGCACAGCCACCAUCUCUUCGGUCUCCAUGGGAACAAAGCCACACUCAGCCCGGCCUGUCCGGAAGGUGCACACUUUUGGGAAGAGGGCAAACUCCAUCAAGAGGGACCUCAACUCUCCUGUGAUUAUGCGUGGCUGGCUUUAUAAACAGGAUAGCUCUGGGCUCAAACUGUGGAAACGGCGCUGGUUUGUCCUUUCCAAUUACUGCCUCUUCUACUACCGAGACAGCCGUGAAGAGAUGGUUUUGGGCAGUAUCCUCCUCCCCAGCUAUGAGAUUCGGACAGCAUUUUCCAAGGAGAAGAAGAACCGCCGCUUUGUAUUCAAGGCUGAACAUCCUGGUAUGCGAAUUUACUAUUUCAGUGCAGACACCCAGUUGGAUAUGAAUAGCUGGAUCAGGGCCAUGAAACAGUCAGCUGCUGCUGAGUGCGACUGUGGAAACUACAACCAAGGGGGUCUCCACAGCCAGUCAGUGUCUGCCCACACCAGCUUUGAGGACAUCCGGCUCCCCGAGGGCGAUUAUGCCAAAAGCACUGAAUCGCUGGAAAUUGCCCAUAUCUCAGAAGCCCAGGAGGCCCAGGCCUCAUCAUCUGAGAGUCUCCAUUUGCAUGACAACCAGAAGGGAUCUCCUUGCCUUAAGAGGACUUUAUCCAGCUCACUUAAUGGGACAUACUGCCAUGAAAGCAAAGAGCAGCCAGAAUUGAGCUCCUUGUCUUCCCAGACGCAUGGAUAUCCCUCUCCUAUUACUUGCACUAAGUUCCAUCCCCCGCCACAGUCCCUACCACCACCUUCAUCUGAGAGUCCACCUCCUUCUUCUCUGUCUCGGGCAUCUCAGCCUUCCCCUCUGCUUUCCCUGCGUUCCUCCCGUGCCUACUCCCUCCCGCUAACUCCAGCCGAAUCCCCACAGAUGCGACAGGCUCACCCACCCGACGCACAUGCCCAUCAGAACCCUCCACGACCUGCAGUUGCACAGGCUGCCUCCUGUGACGAUCUCUCUAUCAUAACCUCUCCAAGGACUCCCCUGCAUGCCAACACUCCCAUGGGGAGGGUAGACAUUGCCCCCAGCAAAUGCCUUCCCAAUAACCCCUAUGCUGUUGCAUCACCGGUCAACAAAGGCCGCCCUCUGACCCCUGCAGACCGGUAUGAUGUGUUCCCUACUUCUGAAGACUCCUAUGGCAGGCGCUACACUCAAAGUCCUCAUUCCAAUAGAGUCCGGCCUAUAGGUGAAGAUGGCCUAGCCCCCUCAGUGGGGAGACAGCAACAGAACAGGUUUACAGACCGAGGUUACCUCUCUCCAUCAGUUGGGCCAUCCCGUGCUUUGGUCAUGUCUCGGCUUCAUGGCCGACUGAUAACCCCCCACUCUGCCUCAUCAAGCUACCUGCACCUACCACCUCUUCCUCCCCUGACCAACCGGCCCACGCCAGGGAAAAGGACACCUUUAGCUAUCACGGGUCGAAACCCACUGCGGGAAAGGAACAACCAUUCUCCUGGCAGGCAGCGGUUUGAAAGUGACACCGACGCUGUCUUGACAAAAUUGUGUGGCCAAGACAAGCUGCUUCGAAGUCUGGAAGACGAGACAGGGCAGCUUCGUAUCGAAAAGGAACGUCUUGAAAAGGCCUUGGAGGUAACACACUUGAGGCUGGAGGAGUUUAAAGGCCAAGAUGCCACCCUGGAGAAGAUCUGCUAUCAACAAAGACAACUGCAAGAUGAACUGGUGCAUGUCCGUGCCCGUCUCUGUGAUCUUGCAUUGGACAGUGAACGAGUGUGGGAGGAUUAUACGGCCUUGGAAAAUGACGUACAGAUGCUGAAGGGCUCUUUAGAGCAUAUCCGGAUUUCAGGACAUCCGCAGGACCAAGCGGCGGCUCAGCAGGAUUUGUGGAGAAUCCAUGACAUCCUGGCAGGAUUAAGAUGCAGCCCGGCAAACUGUCCCACCCCGGAAAACCGAAGAUCAGGUGUGUCUCCAGGCUCACCCUCAUCUCUGGACUCUCAUUUGGGCACAAAUCAUCACCCUCUGCUUCCUUGCACCGAAACAGAGGAAUCCACAUCCAGGCCAGAGAAGGGAAAACAAGGCAAAAUGGGGGGCCAGUUGGGGGGCAAACAGCAGGAUGAACCUGGUUCAGCAGAUUGGCAGCAAAGUCCAUCUACCUCCAGCAGAGGGCAGUUGGGAGCAUCUCAACAUCUGGAUGGACUCAGGGGGUCCCCAAAGCAUUCCUCCAUUGAGCCCCCAGAGCCUGAGAAAGGGAAGCUUGGGAGAGGAGCAGAUUCUGUUAGACCAGGUGAAUGA